GUAGGUCCAGUCCCCCACCCUCAGGUUGAUUGAGGAUCUGGGGUCUCUGCCCCGGGGAAGAAGAGCCUGCUAAGGGGAAGCCAAGGAGAGACGCCUGCCCCACCUUUCCCCACCCACCGUGAGUGAGUCAGGGUCACUCACUCAGUGACAGCUGGAGCUCGCCUUACAUGAGCUAAAUCGGGACUUGGAGUGACUUGCCUCCCUACCCCCACGUUAAAGUUAAUCUCCCUGGAACCAGGGACACACAGUGCUGCCCCCAGGAGUGAGCUAGGGAGAGUGGCUUGGGAACAAAGGAGACGUUCCCCAGGGACAGAGCAGGCAGCAAGAGAUAGAGCUAAGUGCGCCUGGCUGGGCACAGGGGUGAGAGUUGAGCGGACCGGAGGCGUUGUGUCUUGUGGGGGACAGCGAUCAAAGGCAAGUUGUUAGAGGAAAGGACAGGAAGGGGACACCACUGCAGAGCUAUUUCAAGAGGGAGCCUCAGAAGGCAGCCGGAGGGUCUAAAGUCCAGCGAGGAAGGGCCCAGCGGCUGUGAGGCACGGCCACUGAGGGGAUGAACUUCACCGUGGGCUUCAAGCCGCUGCUAGGGGAUGCACACAGCAUGGACAACCUGGAGAAGCAGCUCAUCUGCCCCAUCUGCCUGGAGAUGUUCUCCAAGCCCGUGGUGAUCCUGCCCUGCCAGCACAACCUGUGCCGCAAGUGCGCCAAUCUCAUGCCACAGGCCUCGAACCCUCUGUGGCAAUCCCGGGGCUCCACCACUGUGUCUUCAGGAGGGCGUUUUCGCUGCCCAUCUUGCAGGCAUGAGGUUGUCCUCGACCGACACGGAGUCUACGGCCUGCAGCGAAACCUGCUGGUGGAGAACAUCAUCGACAUUUACAAGCAGGAAUCUUCCAGGCCACUGAACUCCAAGGCUGAGCAGCACCUCAUGUGCGAGGAACAUGAAGAAGAGAAGAUCAAUAUCUACUGCCUGAGCUGUGAAGUGCCCACCUGCUCUCUCUGCAAGGUCUUUGGUGCCCACAAGGACUGUGAGGUGGCCCCACUUCCCACCAUUUACAAACGCCAGAAGAGUGAGCUCAGCGAUGGCAUCGCAAUGUUGGUGGCAGGCAACGACCGUGUGCAAGCAGUGAUCACACAGAUGGAGGAGGUGUGCCAGACCAUAGAGGACAACAGUCGGCGGCAGAAGCAGUUGCUAAACCAGAGGUUUGAGACCCUGUGUGCCGUUCUGGAGGAGCGCAAGGGCGAGUUGCUGCAGGCGCUGGCCCGGGAGCAGGAGGAGAAGCUGCAGCGCGUGCGCGGCCUCAUCCGCCAGUACGGAGACCACCUGGAGGUGUCCUCCAAGCUGGUGGAGUCGGCCAUCCAGUCCAUGGAGGAGCCGCAGAUGGCGCUCUACCUCCAGCAGGCCAAGGAGCUGAUCAAUAAGGUGGGGACGAUGUCGAAGGUGGAGCUGGCCGGCCGGCCGGAGCCGGGCUACGAGAGCAUGGAGCAGUUUUCCGUGAGCGUGGAGCACGUGGCCGAGAUGCUGAGGACCAUCGACUUCCGGCCCGGCGCUUCGGGAGAGGACGAGGACGACGAGGUGUUGUUGGACAGGGACGGCGGCGGCCCGGCGCCCGAGGAAGAGCGGACGGACGCGGCAGACGGCCUGCACUGACCCACCCGAGGAGCCCGUACGCCCGGCCUGGGACUCGCUGGGUUGGCCGCCGAGGAGUUUUGCAGAGACCACCGCGCCACACAGCUUGGUACCCCGCCCAGAAAGGGGGGUUCAGUAAAGGACUUCCACCUCCCA
Messenger RNA from Echinops telfairi (small Madagascar hedgehog), 1780 nucleotides. RefSeq names its product tripartite motif containing 54 (gene TRIM54). Gene Ontology annotation, molecular function: zinc ion binding. NCBI's taxonomy places the organism in Eukaryota, Metazoa, Chordata, Mammalia, Afrosoricida, Tenrecidae. The transcript has 9 exons. Bases 551 to 1645 code for a protein of 364 amino acids. The record is from RefSeq and is a predicted model, not a curated record.